UCGUCCGCUGUGCACUCGGCUCCGCUUUCGGCACAAACCGGGGACUUUUUAACUCUUCGCUCAGUUUCGCUGGCCUCUGUGUGUUUUGGUGACCGCGCAUCGCCCAGAUGGAAGACUACCACAAGCCAGACCAGCAGACGCUGCAGACGCUCAGGAACAUCGCCACCCGGCUCCGGGUCAACUCCGUCAAAGCGACCACUGCGGCGGGCAGCGGCCACCCGACAUCAUGCUGCAGUGCUGCAGAGAUCAUGUCAGUGCUGUUCUUUCAUACCAUGAAGUACCGACCUGAGGAUCCCCGAAACCCCAACAAUGACCGUUUCAUCCUCUCUAAGGGUCAUGCGGCUCCUGUGCUGUAUGCUGUGUGGGCGGAGACGGGAUACCUGAAGGAGAACGAGCUCCUCAACCUCCGAAAGGUGGACUCCAUCCUGGAGGGACACCCUGUGCCGAAGCAGCAGUUUGUGGAUGUGGCAACUGGAUCCCUGGGCCAGGGACUGGGAGCAGCCUGUGGAAUGGCCUAUACUGGAAAGUACUUUGACAAGGCCAGCUACCGUGUUUACUGCCUGCUGGGAGAUGGAGAGCUCUCUGAGGGCUCGGUGUGGGAAGCCAUGGCUUUUGCCUCUUACUACCAGCUGGACAACUUGGUAGCCAUCUUGGACAUCAACCGGCUGGGUCAGAGUGACGCAACACCCCUCCAGCACCAUGUGGAGAAGUACCAGCGACGCUGUGAGGCCUUUGGCUGGCAUGCCAUCAUUGUGGACGGCCACAGUGUAGAGGAGCUGUGUAAGGUCCUCAGCCAGCCCCGCCACCAGCCCCUCGCCGUCAUUGCCAAGACUAUCAAGGGCAAGGGCAUCCCAGCUGCUGAGGAUAAGAUGGGCUGGCAUGGUAAGCCUCUGCCUAAAGACAUGGCCGACAGUGUGGUGAAGGAACUACAGAGCCGCAUUGCCUCCAGCAGCAAGCGUCUCUACCCAGCCCCACCCACUGAGGACGCACCACCUGUCAGCAUCCGCAAUAUUCGCAUGCCAAGCGCACCCAGCUACAAACUGGGAGAGAAGAUUGCAACAAGGAAGGCAUAUGGCAUGGCGCUGGCCAAGCUGGGUCGCUACAAUGAGCAUGUGGUGGCUCUGGACGGAGACACCAAGAAUUCCACCUUCGCUGAACUCUUUAAGAAUGAACAUCCCAACCGCUACGUGGAGUGCUACAUUGCGGAGCAGAACAUGGUGAGCGUAGCGAUCGGCUGUGCCGCACGGGACCGUAACGUGGUGUUCGCCAGCACCUUUGCCACCUUCUUCACCCGCGCUUACGACCAACUCCGCAUGGCUGCCAUCUCUGAGAGCAACAUCAACCUCUGCGGCUCCCACUGUGGCGUUUCUAUUGGUGAAGAUGGGCCUUCUCAGAUGGGUCUGGAGGACUUGGCCCUGUUCAGAGCGAUCCCCACUGCGACAGUGUUUUACCCAAGUGACGGGGUUUCCACUGAGAAGGCUGUGGAGCUGGCCGCCAACACAAAGGGUUUGUGUUUCAUCCGAACUACCCGCCCAGAGAACAGCAUCCUCUACAACAGCAAUGAGGACUUCCAUGUUGGGCAGGCUAAGGUUGUGUAUAAGACCAACGAUGAUCAUGUGACUGUAAUCGGAGCGGGUGUGACCCUGCACGAGGCUCUUGCCGCCGCUGAGCAGCUAAAGAAAGAGCGAAUCAACAUCCGUGUGAUCGACCCAUUCACCAUUAAGCCCCUGGACUCCAAAACCAUCAUUGAGAACGCAAAGGCCACCAGGGGACGCAUCAUCACGGUGGAGGAUCACUACUAUGAAGGUGGGCUGGGUGAGGCGGUGUGCUCGGCUGUGGUAAACGAAACCGGUUUCACUGUCCACCGCCUGGCUGUGUCUCAGGUGCCCCGCAGUGGCAAACCUCACGAACUGCUCCGAAUCUUCGGCAUCGACCGCGACGCCAUCAGCCAGGCCGUCCGCAAGGUGCUCAGCAGCUCAGCCAAUGCCAAGUAAGUACAACGUGACGGGUGUCGACGGCGGCAGCACCAACGUGGCUAACAGACACCGUGGCACCAGCGCCCGCCGGUCACCACAGCGAGAUGACAGAGGAACAAACAAAUGAACAAACACACCCCGGGAAGGGAAUCACCUCUGGCCCACACACGCAUUGGCGUCCCUUUCAUCAAGAAAAAUAAAGUAUUGGAUUUUUUUGUUUUUGUUUCAGGGGGAAUAGAAAAUAAAAACAAAGUGGUAUUUCCAUUUAGAUGUCAUUGAUGUGGUUAUUUGAAACCCCCAACCUACCCCACCCUAGACACACACACACACACAAACACACACCUUUGUCAGUUCGAUGAAGCCCUCUUCCCCACACACACCUUUGUGAGUUUGAUGAAGCCCUCUUCCCCACACAAACACACACACAUACUCCUGCACCAACACUCGUAUCCCCCCCCCCACCGCUUUUACCUCUGACAGAAGGUCCUGGUAUUGUGAAAAAAAAACAGUGAGCGUAUAAUGUUGUUUGGGGUCAAGUGAAGUUGUUUUGAUGUUGUUUUGGUUGUUGGACAGGGGGGAUUGGCUUUUCACAUUUUCGCGGCAGCGUGUAGCACGUCUGCACAGAGUACUUACUUUGUAUCUCCAGACUCAUUUUAGUGAGCCGGGUGUGGGAAAACUCCGGUUUUUGGUCUGUUUGAACACUGACUGUUUUUAACCCUUUUGACUUCAAAUUGGAUGAGACCACUUCACACCA
This is a messenger RNA of Lampris incognitus (smalleye Pacific opah), 2730 nucleotides long. Its product is annotated as transketolase-like. The coding region runs from base 108 to 1994 and encodes 628 amino acids. NCBI's taxonomy places the organism in Eukaryota, Metazoa, Chordata, Actinopteri, Lampriformes, Lampridae. Gene Ontology annotation, cellular component: endoplasmic reticulum membrane; extracellular exosome. The record is from RefSeq and is a predicted model, not a curated record. Gene Ontology annotation, molecular function: transketolase activity; thiamine pyrophosphate binding. Gene Ontology annotation, biological process: pentose-phosphate shunt, non-oxidative branch; ribose phosphate biosynthetic process. The transcript is spliced from 14 exons.